Messenger RNA from Raphanus sativus (radish), 1521 nucleotides. RefSeq names its product F-box protein At3g19880-like. NCBI's taxonomy places the organism in Eukaryota, Viridiplantae, Streptophyta, Magnoliopsida, Brassicales, Brassicaceae. The coding region runs from base 24 to 1223 and encodes 399 amino acids. Gene Ontology annotation, molecular function: protein binding. The transcript has a single exon. The record is from RefSeq and is a predicted model, not a curated record.
AACCCUAAUUUCUUGUGGAAACAAUGGCGACGAUCUCUGAUCUUUCGUGUGAUCUGGUAGAAGAAAUACUCAUAAGGGUUCCGAUUACUUGUCUAAGAGCAGUGAGAUCGACUUGCAAAAGAUGGAACGCUUUAUCCAAAUCUCGGCUUUUAUAUAAAGAGAAAGCAGAUGAGCAGUUUCUAGGGUUCAUGAUAAAGAAUUCUAAGCUGUGUUCAUUGAGAUUCGAUGUCCAUGAAGAAUUCACUGUCAAGGAUGUACUUGGUUUAUCUAAUAAUGAAGUUGAGAUAUCCAAAGUUCUUGUCUGCGACGGCUUGUUGUUAUGCGUCACUGUUGGCUACUCAUACGAGUACCGCCUCAUGCUCUGGAACCCGUAUUUGGGACAAACAAGGUGGAUCCAACCAAGAAUAAGAAGAGAACCUUACAGCAGAUCAGACUUAUAUGCUCUCGGGUACGACAAGAGCCCCAACCGUAACCACAAAAUCUUGAGGUGUUGUUAUCGUUCCAAGGAAUGCGAAAUCUACGAUAUUAAGUCCGAUUCGUGGAGGACUCUUGGUGAUGUCGUCACUCUACACUGGGGCUGGGGCUGGGGCGGAGCAUACUUCUUCCAUCGUCUCAGCGCAUCGCUGAAAGGAAACACUUACUUUUUGGACCACGAUAGAGACGAUCAGAUGUACACUACUUUCCUUGUCUGCUUCGAUUUUACAACGGAGAGAUUUGGAGAGCUGCUUCCUCUGCCCUGGUCUAAAAGGCCUCUUAAUUCUAUGGUUACUCCUAUCUCUUGUUUUCGAGAAGAGAAACUCGCGGUUUUAAGUAUGGCCAAGUAUAUGCCUGGGGUGGGGAUUUGGGUUACAACUAAAAUUGAGCCCAAUGAGCUGUUGUGGAGCAAAUUUUUUGAUAUUAAUUUGGAAGCUAUCCCAUGUUCUGAUUGUUUUGGAGCUCGCAGUUUCUUCAUUGAUGAAGAGAAGAAACGGGUUGUGGUUUUUUCUUAUGCCAGUGUUACCAAUACCAAGUCCAAGAAGGUAUACUACAACGCAGCUAACAUCAUUGGAGAGAAUGACUUCUUUAAAACAGUGGAUCUUGGAGGAAAUAACAACACUAGCCAUUAUUCUUUCUAUCCAGUUGUGUGCUCCAACUCUUAUGUUCCAAGUUUAGUGCAAAUCAAACAAAAGAAUGAGAGAGAAGAAGAAGAAGAGGAAGCAGCUCUAGUCCUCCUAGCUAUUUAAAAGAAAAAAAACAAUAAAUGGAAUUUAGCUUGUUCCUUUUACAAUGAUAAUAAGUUAUUUGUUUCUUGCAUCACCUCCUUUUUUUUUCUUGUUUUAGUUUCUGCUACUGUUAACAUGGGCUAGUCAUUCUGAAACUUGAUUGAAGAUGGUUUCAUUGUUGUGAGGGUGCUUGAGUCUAAUCUGGUGUUUAGGUUUUGGAUGACUUCUGUAAUUCUAUUAAGGAGAAACUCUGAAACUUUUACAUUGUUUUAAACUAAUUUUCUAUUUUUUAAGUGUUGUCUUUUGAGAUUGAAGUUGG